CUUAAGCAACCUCCCAAAUUUAUUGAUACUUUCUGUUUCCCAAGAUCCACCCACCACUCUCUCUCUCUCUCUCUUCUCUCUCUCUCUCUCUCUCUCUUCAUCUUCCUCAUCUUGCGCAAGAAUCUAAACCAAAUCUCAUCCUCUAAUGUCCUAAAACAGCAAGAUGACUGUAAUGUGUUGUUGACUGUUAAGUACUAAUCCGACCAAAUCGCCAUGGGAAAGAAGAGUGGUUCUUCUUCUUCAUGGUUCACCGCCGUUAAACGAGCUUUCCGAUCUCCGUCCAAGAAAGAACAUAACAACAACAAUGCUCACGAUAACGAACCCGAGGAAGACGAAGACAAGAAGAGAGAGAAGAGACGGUGGUUAUUCAGGAAAACGACGAAUCAUAAUUCUCCGGCGAAGACCUCCGGCGUUGUAAAAGACAUAUCCGCACCGAAAUCUACGGAGACGGCAACCGAUUCAUCCUCUGUUACAGAACAGAUAUACGCCGCAUCUACACCUCCCACCACCGUCUCCGCCGCAUCGGAAACUUCUCCGACGAAGACGGAGUUACCAAGUUAUGCGAGGAGGACUUAUACGGCACGAGAAAGCCACGCAGCUACUGUGAUCCAAACUGGUUUCAGAGGUUAUCUGGCAAGAAGAGCCUUAAGAGCAUUAAGAGGGUUAGUGAAGCUACAAGCACUAGUGAGAGGUCACAAUGUGAGAAAGCAAGCCAAAAUGACAUUAAGGUGUAUGCAAGCUCUGGUUCGAGUCCAGUCACGUGUUCUUGACCAACGUAAACGCUUGUCUCACGACGGCAGUCGCAAAUCUGCCUUCAGCGACACUCACAGUGUCCUCGAAUCUCGUUAUCUUCAAGACAUUUCAGACAGAAGAUCCAUGUCAAGAGAAGGAAGUAGCAUUGCUGAAGAUUGGGAUGAGCGACCACACACGAUCGAAGAAGUGAAAGCAAUGUUGCAACAAAGACGAGACACUGCGUUGAGACGAGAGAGUAACAAUAGUUUAUCACAAGCUUUCUCUCAACAGAUUCGGAGAACGAGAGGGAGUCAAUCUUUGGGAGACGAGGAAGAAGAGGAAGAGAGACCGAAAUGGUUAGACCGAUGGAUGUCUUCUAAACCAUGGGAUAAACGAGUUUCAACGGAUCAUAGACCACCGGUUUACAAAACCGUGGAAAUCGAUACUUCUCAACCGUAUUUAACCCGAGCUUAUUCGAGAACCGGAGCGAGUCCAAGCCGUAACCAACAAAGGCCUAGUUCGCCAUCAAGAACCAGCCAUCAUUACAGCCAACACAAUUUCUCAUCAGCUACACCGUCUCCGGCUAAAUCUAGACCGAUACAAAUCCGGUCCGCUAGUCCACGGAUUCAAAGAGAUGACCGGUCAGCUUACAACUACACAUCAAACACACCUAGCUUGAGAUCUAACUAUAGUUUCACCUCAAGAAGCGUUUAUAGCGUUUGCACCGCUACUACAAAUGCUACGUUGCCGAAUUAUAUGGCGAUCACGGAAUCCGCGAAGGCUAGAAUCCGGUCACAGAGCGCACCGAGGCAACGGCCUUUGACACCUGAGAAAGACCGUGCCGGUUCAGCUAGGAAACGGCUUUUGUUUCCGGUUCCGCCGCAGCAGCCACCAGUGGAGGUCGGAGGAGGGUAUUAUGGUAAUAGUGACGGUCAGAGUUUAAGGAGUCCAAGUUUCAAGAGUGUAGGAGGUUCGCAAAUGGGUGCAUUGGAGCAACAAUCAAAUUACUCUUCUUGUUGCACUGAGUCACUUGGUGGUGGAGGAGAGAUCUCGCCUGCUUCUACUAGCGAUUAUAGGAGAUGGCUAAGAUGAUUCGAAAAUCAAUGGUCAUGGUUUGUUUCCUCCUCAUUUUUAUUAAGUAGUUCGUUUUUUUUUAUAUAUAUAAAUAAAUUUUAAUUUUGACUAAGAAAAGAACGAUGACUUUUUUUUUAGCCUGUGAUGCCCUAGGGGAUUUGAGAUUGGUGUGUAAUAAUAGUGUGAUUUUUUGUGUGUGUGUAUCUUUUGUAGCUUUUUGUAUCUUAUAAACAAAGACUAGAAAAAUGUAAUCUUCAAACUAAUUGAUUUCAAUAUAAAUGUGUUGGCUUUCGUUAUAAA
Molecule: messenger RNA, 2106 nt
Organism: Thlaspi arvense
Lineage: Eukaryota; Viridiplantae; Streptophyta; Magnoliopsida; Brassicales; Brassicaceae
Source: the annotation of a GenBank genome assembly